AGUUACAAUCAUUGGCACUCUGGAAGCUCACUCUAGCGGGGUGGGAUGAUAGGCCUCUGAAUUUCUAGUCAAAAGAAAUUCUAUUAGAUCCGAUUUCGAAAAAUUCAAGUCGAAAGUAUUUAUUUCGACUCAAUUUGUUAAUCUAAUUCGGAUUACAUUUGUUCAGUUCUAUAAAUAGAUAUUCGUUUUCCAAUUUUGGGUAAAGGAUGACGAUGACGAUGACGAUGACGCGUGCACAAGCCUACAAAAGCAAAUUCUUUUGAAAAUAGAAGAAAAAUUAGCGAAUCCCUAAUUUCGAAUUUCCCCUUCUGAUUGAAUCGAAGCCAUGUCGCACUUCGGCAGAUCUGGGCCGCCGGACAUCCGAGACACCUUCUCCCUUCUCGUCCUCAAUAUCACUUUUCGUACUACGGCGGAUGAUUUGUUUCCACUCUUUGAUAAGUAUGGCAAAGUCGUGGAUGUGUUCAUUCCCAGGGACCGGAGAACGGGGGACUCGAAGGGCUUUGCUUUUGUACGAUAUAAAUAUCAAGAUGAAGCUCAGAAGGCUGUUGAGAAGCUAGAUGGAAGAGUUGUUGAUGGGAGAGAAAUAAUGGUUCAGUUUGCUAAAUAUGGGCCCAAUGCUGAACGGAUUCAUAGAGGUAGGAUUGAGGAACCUGUUUCCAGGUUGAGGUCCAGAGGAAGGUCAAGAAGCCGCAGUCCUCGCCCGAGGGACAGGGACAGGGCUCGCAGUAGGAGAAGCGACAGUAGAAGUAGAGAUAAAAGCGAGCAUGACUAUCCUCAUGACAGGCACAGAGAUAAGCGAUACAGGAGCAGGAGUAGGUCUCGAAGCCGGAGCCUUAGUGGAAGUCCUGGUUAUCGUAGAGAACGUGGAAGAGGAAAAUAUGAUAAAGAUGAUGAUGAGAGACGUAGACGGAGUCCGUCUUAUAGAAGUGCUUCUCCUAUUCGGCGAAGUCCCAGUCCUCGUAGGAGCCCAUCUCCAAACAAAACACCUCCUUCUAGGGAUGGAAGUCCUACCAUGGAUAGUUACAAAAAAGGGCCAAGCACAUCUAUAAGCCCCUCCCCACGCGGUCGUCCUGAUUCUCCGAGCCCCCCUCCACGUAGUCGUCGUGUUUCUCGGAGCCACUCCCCACGUUCUGAGGCUGAUGAAUGAAGGAGCGAACUUCUUCAUGUGGUAUCGUUUUUCCUUUUUGCUGGCGUUACCGUUGCGUAACUUGAUCUAUCUUGUAAUUAUAUCUAUAUGUGGCGGUAGUGGACUUACCCUUCUGAUUUAUGUUAGAUUCUGCGCCUACUUAAAAUAGUAAUGUACCAGUCUAAACUCAUACCUUUCUGAGGCGGUUUAAUUUGUGAUUUCAGUAGUUUUAUCA
This is a messenger RNA of Salvia splendens (bonfire salvia), 1361 nucleotides long. RefSeq names its product serine/arginine-rich splicing factor SC35. Lineage: Eukaryota; Viridiplantae; Streptophyta; Magnoliopsida; Lamiales; Lamiaceae. The coding region runs from base 326 to 1147 and encodes 273 amino acids. The record is from RefSeq and is a predicted model, not a curated record. The transcript is spliced from 8 exons. Gene Ontology annotation, molecular function: RNA binding.